Messenger RNA from Ixodes scapularis (black-legged tick), 993 nucleotides. Its product is annotated as angiotensin-converting enzyme-like. The coding region runs from base 1 to 993 and encodes 330 amino acids. The record is from RefSeq and is a predicted model, not a curated record. The transcript has 6 exons. Gene Ontology annotation, molecular function: peptidyl-dipeptidase activity; metallopeptidase activity. Gene Ontology annotation, cellular component: plasma membrane. Gene Ontology annotation, biological process: proteolysis. NCBI's taxonomy places the organism in Eukaryota, Metazoa, Arthropoda, Arachnida, Ixodida, Ixodidae.
AUGGCGUUGCAAGAUCACAGUUUCAACGUAGAGUAUAUUAAAGGCUACGCCAACUUCGCAGCAAGCUGGAUCGACGGCGAGGAUGUCAACAAAGAUGCGGCCAGAUUGUGGCACAAGGUCAAAGAUUUCUACGCACAUCUGCACGCCUUUGUAAGAGCCGCUUUACUGCGGAGGUACGGCAACGAGAGUUUGCAGGCGAGAGGCCUCAUACCAGUCCACCUUCUGGGUAACGCCUAUGGAGAGAACUGGCUCAGCAUUAUAGACACGAUCAUUCCGAGGGGCGCAGCUAAGCGCCCAUAUCAUCAGAAAAGCUCACCUGUCGACGUGGUAAAAAUGGCGGAAAGAUACUACAUAGCAAUGGGAUUCCCCCCGAUGCCCGACAACUUCUGGAAGAGGUCGGUUUUUGAGCGCCCGCCCAACACGACCAACGUGGACUGUCACGCAUCGGCAUACGAUUUUGGUGAUGGGCAAGAUUUCAGAAUCAAGGUCUGCUUGGAGGGGUCCGGCACGGACUUGCAGACGGUCAUUCAUGAAAUGGGCCACGUGCAUUACUUCAUGGCGUACCGCCACCAGCCGUCUUUGUUGAGGGCUGCACCGCUCUCGGCACUGCACGAAGCCAUCGGAGAAUGCUUUAGUCACGUCGAAACAUGUGACUCGCAAGGUUCUGAGAAGAGGCGGAGGAGGAGAAUGUUUGACGCACGUUUUCCGGCCGUGCAAACGACUAAAGAUGGUCUCGAAAUCGAGGAUGAAGACGUGGUUCGACUCCUCAAAGAAGCCCUUUUUAAGGUCGUGCCGUUGCCCUGGAUUCUUUCCGUGGAGACAUGGAGAUACGACGUCUUCCAAGGACGAAUUUCUCGUGACAACCUCGCCGGUGCCCUGUGGGACUACCGACAAACGUACCAAGGUAUCAAGCCCUCGAUUCCAGAAGCCAAGUUCUUGUUUGACGCGGGAGGGAAGUACCACGUAGCUCAAUUCAUUCCUUAUUUCAAGUGA